This is a messenger RNA of Nothobranchius furzeri (turquoise killifish), 3600 nucleotides long. RefSeq names its product zinc finger protein 260. Gene Ontology annotation, biological process: regulation of transcription by RNA polymerase II. NCBI's taxonomy places the organism in Eukaryota, Metazoa, Chordata, Actinopteri, Cyprinodontiformes, Nothobranchiidae. Gene Ontology annotation, molecular function: DNA-binding transcription factor activity; RNA polymerase II cis-regulatory region sequence-specific DNA binding. The record is from RefSeq and is a predicted model, not a curated record.
AACCGGAAGCUGCUAGCAGAGCUAGCUUGUUGUUCUGGUGUGUGAGGAGAAUAUUUGAGGCUCUGCAGUAAAAAUGUCUUCACUUCAGUCUCUGGGAGAGUUGAUCAGCUAAAGCGACUAACUGCUGCUGCUGCAGAAAUCUUCUCACCAGGCUGUGGAAACUUUCUUCUCCUCCUCAACAACUUGGUGGAGUUCUUUCCAGAACCGGAGAAGAUAUUCUGCGGUCUUCGUGACAAUCGGAGCUCCAGAAUCAGGUUGUGGAUUGAAGAGGUUCCCUCUAUCAGACUCGCUCAUCUGAGUUGGUCAUGAUGCAGGAUCGCUGCUCGCUCUCUCAUCCAUCCUGCUCACACUCUCCGACGGAAAAGCCCCGAAUCUGAAUGUGACUCUGGAGGAAAAAGCGGUUAGCUCUACUCCGGGAACUCUGCUGUUAGCUAAACACGGCUAAAGAAAACCUGCUACCACUUCAGGAUCUGGGACUGAUUCAUCGUGUGUUCUUCACCACCUGGACCUGGACAGCAUGGACACAGAUUUUUAUCAGCUGGUGCUGGUUAAAGAAGAAGCUCCUGAAGAACAGAGUGGUGGUGUGGACCAGCAGGACCCAGAAAGUCUAACCAUAAAGGAGGAACUCUGGACGAGUCUAGAGGAACAUCAGCUUAAUUUGAAGGAGGAGACUGAUGGUGCCAAGUUUCCAUUCACUGCAGUUUCUAUAAAGAUUGAGGAUGAUGAAGAGAAACCUCUGUUCUCACAGCUUCAUCAGCCAAAAAUAGAAUACAGAGAUGUCCCAACCAGCAGCUCAACUGACAUGAAGACAGCAGAGACUGGUGGAGGAGCAGAAACUAACAGAAACCCAGAUCUGAACCCACAUGAACAGACUUUCGAUUCUUCAGAGACGGAAGUGAGUGGAGAUGAUGAUGUGAAUCCAGACUCUGAGCUGUCAGAGCCUAAAACUGGGGAUUACAACGAUGACUGGAAUGAGUCAGGUGUUAAGUCUGUCAACAAAUCCUUUAGCUGCCCUGAGUGUGGUAAAGUGUUUCUCCACAAGUCGUCUCUCCAGAGACAUGUGAGAGUGAAAGGUCAUUCAGCAAUAAGGCCUUCAGGCUGUUUGGUUAAUAGGAAAAGUGUUAAAGUGAAGCAACAUGUAGACUCGUGCUGUAAAGUCCAAAAAGAACUAACAGCAUUUAGUUGUAAUGACUGUGGAAAAAUAUUUAGCAAAAUAAAAUAUCUAAACACACACGUUAGACUCCACACAGGACAGAAACCUUUUACCUGUCAACUGUGUGGACAAAGAUUUAACAGAAAAGCAUAUUUAAAUAGCCACAUGAACAUACACACAGGACAGAAACCUUUUACCUGUGAACUGUGUGGACAAAGAUUUAGCAGAAAAUAUUAUUUAAAGGACCACAUGAGCAUACACACAGGACAGAAACCUUUUGCCUGUCAACUGUGUGGAAAAAGAUUUCGCAGAAAAGCAUAUUUAAAUAGCCACAUGAGCAUACACACAGGACACAAACCUUUCACCUGUGAACUGUGUGGACAAAGAUUUAGCAGAAAGGAUUAUUUAAAGGGCCACAUGACAGUCCACACAGGACAGAAACCUUUUUCUUGUGAGCUUUGUGGACAAACAUUUACUCAAGAUGCAAGUUUAAACUAUCACAUAAGAGUCCACAAAGGACAGAAACCAUUUGCCUGUGAACUCUGUGGACAAAGAUUUACUCAAAAGACAAGAUUAAACAAUCACAUGAGCAUCCACACAGGUCAGAAACCAUUUGCCUGUGAACUUUGUGGAAAAAGAUUUAUUAAAAAGACAAGUUUAAACAUUCAUAUGAUUGUCCACACAGGUCAGAAACCAUUUGCCUGUGAACUUUGUGGAAAAAGAUUUACUGAUCAGCAAUAUAUGAAAAGACACAUGAGCAUCCACACAGGACAGAAACUAUUUGCCUGUGAACUCUGUGAACAAAGGUUUACUCAAAAGACUAGUUUAAACAUUCACAUGAGAGUCCACACAGGGCAUAAACCUUUUGUUUGUGGGUUCUGUGGACAAAGAUUCACUUAUAAGCAUACUUUAAACAGCCACUUGAAAGUCCACACAGGACAGAAACCUUUUGCCUGUGAACUCUGUGGACAAAGGUUUACUCGAAAGACUAGUUUAAACAUUCACCUGAGAGUCCACACAGGACAGAAACCGUUUUCCUGUGAACUCUGUGGACAGAGAUUUGCUCAUAAGCAAAGUUUAAACAGACAUUUGCGCAUCCACACUACGGAAAAGGCCACCCUCGUCUCCAAAGGCGUUUCAGUGAAUUUGGGAGCACAUCCAAGUGACCUCAGAACCGCAGACCGCGUGUGACCACACCAGCCCAGGACCUUCACAUGCAGCAGGAUCACCUGAGACCAGCCACCCGUACAGCUGUAGUAACAAUCAGUUUGCAUAACCAAAAAAUGUCUGCCUCCUGGAUUUCUGCCCCCCACCCCUCCAAAAAAAAAAAGCAAAACUGUGAAUGUGUUAGGGUGUCCUUUUAUUGUGGGCAGUCAAGGCACACUUGUACAUUAUUCAUGCUGUCUAGUGUUUACCUGUGAGGUGGGAUGGAUUAUCUUGGUAAAAGAAAGGUGCUCACUAACACACAUGUAGACAGAUUUCAAAACAAUAUUUGAGAGUCAUGGGUGUUGUGUGUAGAAAAAGUUUCAGAUGUUUGAAUUCCGCUCAUGAAAAAUGGGAGCAAAAACAAGUGUCGCAUUUAUAUUUUUGUUGAGUGUAGAAAAAAUAAUUUUGGAACAAUAUUACCUGUCGUAUGUGCUGCUUAUCUUAAUUUUCAAAAAUAAACUAAAGUUUGUAAAAACCACAAGUCUGUGACACAGUUUUGGUUUCUGCAGAAGCGAAUUCUUCCUGUGAUUAUUGAUCUACACACCUGAAGGUUUGUGUGAGAUAAUAUAAUUCCAUGUCCCUGUAACAUUACCUAAACUAGAACUAAAAACAUCAGAUAGAAUGACAUUUUCCGCUAACGGUGGUUCAGAGACAUCCAAUAAACAGCUGAGAUAAACUCACCUCCCUGCAUCUCCUGCAUUAAUUUUUCAGCUUUUGAUACUGUCUGCCCCAUAUGGAUCAUUAGAAUAUUCAGAAAUGUUUUCAGAUGUGUAGUGCUUAAUAAUUCAUAAUAAUUAUAUAACUUUCAUAUUCUGUUGAUUUAGUUUUCUUAGCAGAGUGAGUGUCUAAACAUCAUUUCAACCAUUUCAUUUGAACAGAGUAUUGUAGCAGUAAAAAUAUGUAACUAUAUGUAACUAUCACUGAACUGUAUUUUCUUUUAACGUUGAAUUUAAACCACCAGAUAGUUCCUUAGUGCAGUCAAAUCUGCAGCUCACCACUCCCUACGGGGAUGGGUCAAAUGCAGAGAUGUAAUUGCACCAGUGUGUGAUGGUGACUAUGGGACUUUAACGAUUAAUCAAUAACAACAGAGGAUCAAAUACAUCCUCCAGAGAGGACGAAAGAGAAAAUGUAUAUGAUGUUUAUAAACCAGAUGUGGGGUGGUGGGAUUCGGUCCCCAGUCUCCCGGGUGAAAGACACACACACUAACCAAAGGGACAUGCCUUUGGCCAAGUAGCCAGAGU